AAGGCGUCUGUGGGGCCAGGUACUGUGGGAUGCCUUGGGGUGGGUGCUGUGGGUGCCAUGGGUCGGGGCUCUGGGCUCCCCAGGGUGCUGAGCCCUCAUGCCACAGGGCUGAGGAGCCACCAUGGCCCGCCAUGAGCCCGCCAGCCCGGUGGUGCGGCAGAUUGACCAACAGUUCCUGAUCUGCAGCAUUUGCCUCGACCGCUACUGCAACCCCAAGGUGCUGCCCUGCCUGCACACCUUCUGCGAAAGGUGUCUGCAGAACUACAUUCCGGCCCAGAGCCUGUCCCUGUCGUGCCCCGUGUGCCGCCAGACCUCGAUCCUGCCCGAGCGGGGGGUCCCGGCUCUGCCCAACAACUUCUUCAUCACCAACCUGAUGGAG
This is a messenger RNA of Cyanistes caeruleus (blue tit), 379 nucleotides long. NCBI's taxonomy places the organism in Eukaryota, Metazoa, Chordata, Aves, Passeriformes, Paridae. The record is from RefSeq and is a predicted model, not a curated record.